UACAACAUAGAAGAGUUCGUGAAGCGUAAAACCAAAAGGUUAAAAGUAAGUUGCUCUAUGUAAAUGCUAUAUACAACAGCACAGCAAUUUUGCUGAUAAUGAGCAACAAAAAUCUUUGUGAACUGAUUAAAAACUGUGCAUUUGCCAACAUUGUUAUCUGCAUUUUUCCGUAUCGCAAUAUGUUAGGGUCAAUAAGCAGAUUGAAGCAAAAGUUAUGACAGUACUGUUAGUAGAUUACUGUGAAAUAGAGUGUGUUUUCAUAAUGGUGGACCAAAUCUUAAAUGGAUGGUUCAGUGAAAUUCAAAAUGAAUUGUGGCCGGGCCAAGCAUUUUCAUUAAAACUAUCGAGAGUUCUUCAUGAAGAAAAGUCAAAAUACCAGGAUAUCAAAGUACUAGACACCUAUAAGGACGUGUAUUCUAAUAACGCUAUAUGACAAAAACGGGAUAUUCCAAAACACUUUUUUCGAGUGCCACGUAUGGGACAUGUUUAGUUUUGGAUGGAAUUAUUCAGUGCACUACUCGGGAUGAGUUUUCCUACCAAGAAAUGAUAUCAUUUUUACCGUUAAAUAGCCAUCCUGCUCCGAAAAAAGUUCUUAUUGUGGGAGGUGGUGAUGGGGGUGUUGCGCGAGAAGUUUCGAAACAUCCUUUAGUGGAAGAAAUUCAUCAAGUAGAAAUUGAUGAACGAGUAGUUGAGUUAUCAAAAGAAUUUUUACCAAAUAUGGCAUGUGGAUUUAAAAACCCCAAAGUUAAGCUUACCAUUGGAGAUGGAUUUAAAUAUAUGAAAGAACAUACAAAUGAAUUCGAUGUAAUUAUAACUGAUAGUUCAGAUCCUGUUGGUCCUGCAGAAUCAUUGUUUCAAGAAAGUUACUAUGAACUCAUGAAAAAUGCGUUGCGGCCAGGAGGCAUAGUGUGUUCCCAGGGUGGAAGCUUCUGGUUGAACUGUGCGUACGUUAAAAAGACUAUGGAUGGAUGUAAAAAGCAUUUUACCAAAGUAUCGUACGCUCAUACAUCAAUUCCAUCUUAUCCAUGUGGACAUAUUGGUUUCGUGAUUGGUUGUCUUGAUUCGAAUACAAAUUUCAAAACCUCGUUACACAAUUACAGUGAAGCGGAAUUAGAAAACAUGAAAUUGAAAUAUUAUACCAGAAAUAUACAUUCUGCGGCUUUUUCAUUACCACGAUGGGUAGAAUUAUUUCUCUCUAACGAAUAAGUAGAAGUAAAACUUUAGUUUUGUUUUAUGUUUUUAAAUGAAAAAACUCAAACAAUAAACGUGUUUUUCGCUUCGAAAA
Molecule: messenger RNA, 1285 nt
Organism: Bactrocera dorsalis (oriental fruit fly)
Lineage: Eukaryota; Metazoa; Arthropoda; Insecta; Diptera; Tephritidae
Gene: SpdS
Product: spermidine synthase
Exons: 3
Coding region: 430-1206 (258 amino acids)
Biological process (GO): spermidine biosynthetic process
Cellular component (GO): cytosol
Molecular function (GO): spermidine synthase activity
Source: RefSeq, a predicted model, not a curated record